Messenger RNA from Habropoda laboriosa, 3173 nucleotides. RefSeq lists its product as uncharacterized. Gene Ontology annotation, biological process: cell-cell junction organization. Gene Ontology annotation, cellular component: plasma membrane; apical junction complex. The transcript has 7 exons. NCBI's taxonomy places the organism in Eukaryota, Metazoa, Arthropoda, Insecta, Hymenoptera, Apidae. Bases 51 to 2855 code for a protein of 934 amino acids. The record is from RefSeq and is a predicted model, not a curated record.
CGUCGCGCCGACGCGCGGCCACGGACCUUGGAAAUCCGGCGGCCAUCGAGAUGGCGAAAGCCCGCACGAUGCAGGCCGCCCAGGAGCGCCCGGUCGGCCUGCUCGAGACCGACCUCGACGAGGCCGUGCCGUCGACCACGACGACGAGCGUCGCCGCCGCCGCCUCUGCCAGCAAGAAGACCAGGAGCCUGCUCAAUCUAAAUCACACCUCGACUGUUCCGCGACCCAGGCCGGAGCACGCCCUCCACAUACCCCAGUCGCCUGUCGCCGCUUCUCACAGGAGCCCCCGCGACGACGACGCCGCCUCCACCAUCAACCAAAGGCCACACAAAUCCAUGGAGUUCCUCCUUGACAAGGAGAACCUGCAUUUCGUCAAGCCGCCGGAGAACGAAUUGCAGAAAGUCGGCGAACGUGUGCCUAGCGAGCACGAACUCAGAGUGCAGAGGUCUCUGCAGCGACUGAACGUUCCGGAUUGGUACAAGAAUUCUCCCGCGGCUCGCGAUGGUUUCCGGUUAAAAAGGCACUCCGAUGCGUCGCAACACGGAGGAUGGCGUGCUCUGGGCUCGAAAACCACUUCCCUCUCGUCCCUUUCGUCGUCUUCCAAUAGACAGCCGACUACAGGUGCCCUUUUAAGUCCGAGUCCCACACCACCUGUAUUCUCGAGAUGGAGUACCAGUCUGCUGAACAGUGCCGGAAGUUCACCAGCGAGUUCAGCGAGGUCGUCCUUCAAUCAUCGGCAGCCAUACUUGGGCUGGCGUUCUCAAGAACGACUAACAAACCCGCGAACACCGGCAGAACGUCUUGCUCAGGGUAUUCUUCCCCAGUUGCAAGCAGCAAACAAGCAGCAACAGCAGCAGCAACAACAGCAACAACAGCAGACAACGAAUCAGCAGCUAGAGGUAAGGAACUCGAUAAAGGAGGUGACUUCGGCCAUUGUGCACUACGUGCAAAGCGGUCAAGAGGUUGGUGGAGGUGGCAGGCUGUCGCCUCGACCUCGACCUGAAGACUGGGACGACAGGGGCGGAGCAAGGUCAACCAGCCCCAGAGGGAGCGUGAAGCUGUGUUGGAUGGAGAGCUCGUUCGUUGGUACGAGACCCGUGGAUUCACCGGAGACGCCGAUUAGUUUGGCCACGGAAACCGACUGCUGUCCCGGAUGCAACGCCCCGGCCACCGAGUCUUGCAGUUGCGUCGAAUCCGCCACUUCCGGUCUCUUCUUGGAUUUGACACCGACACUCGACGAUGGCCAGCAGCAUCAUCAGCAACAACAGCAACUAGGCGGAGGCGGAAGUAGCCUCUGCCCGUCACCAUCCUCGUCACUCAAUUAUCACCAACACCAUCAUCAUCAUCAUCGUCAGCUUCACCAUCAACAGCAACCACAGCAGCAGCAACGCCAUCACCGCGGAUCGGGCCAGAGCGAUACGGACGAGGCGAUGGCGACGGCAGCUCUUCUGCGGAACAAACCAAGCCCGGGUUCUACGACCCUGGAGGACGUCCUUGACUCCCUCCUUGGCCUGCCAUCCGCGUCGCGUACCCCGAGUCCUGGGCCAGGUCCCGUCGUAACCGGUACAUCCGCCACCAUGCGUCAUCGAACUAACGUCGGCCAGGCUAAUGCGAAAGCCGGGAAGAGCUGCAGUGACCUACGCCAAGACCUCCAAGAGUCCGCUAGGAGCGUAAUGGACGUGCAAGGAGCCACCGAGGAGCGUGCCUCGUACUACGUUGGUGAACUGGUGCGACGUAAGAGCGAGGGCAGCGAUGCGAUACCCUCGAAAACGGCGGCGAUGCAGCCGAGGACCGGACCGUUGCGUCACCGUAGAGUAUCCUUCGACAACAAUCAAGAGGCGAACGGCGUGGUCGCCGGUAAUGUCGCGGAGAAGAUCGUACGUUGUCGGAACAACAAGUGCAGCAACACGACAACCUUGGCAGACGCGAAGAAAACCUACAAGAGCUGUCACAACUGCACCUGUCUCUACUGUUCGAGGGAGUGCAGGAGAGCGCAUUGGCAGCGUCAUCGAAGGACCUGCUUGCACUCGCGAACCGGUAACCUGUGCAAACAGGUGUUGUCCUCCGCGAAAGAGGAUCCCGUCACGUUGAAGCACAUCUCGGCAUUGGCGAAGCGUGGCUACGCUUCACACGGUCGCGGCGCCGUCAAAUGUUUCUUCUCCAGUCCAGAAAUGGCGGAGAAAUUCAUCGCGAACGGCUUCGUAGACCUCGGAGAGCCAACCUACGUCCGAUGGUCGGAUCUGUUGGCGAGCGAGAUGGGAGCCGAGUUGUACGCCGAGGUGAUCCGAUUCUGCAAAUCGUACAAUCCCGAGACCAGACUGGUGUUGUACGUGGCUAUUUGUGUGGUCAGCGAGGUACCUACCAGCGGAGCUGUGAAGUGGGAACGACAAUUGGUGUCCAGGUGUGCUAAGAUCCACUUGGACUCGGCGAACAGGCAACACACGUCCUCCUCGUCCGCUUCUCCGCAAGGCAGACAACAGUCCACGUCUCCUUGUAACAUCACCAGAGAGAUGGAAUCUCCAGAGAUGCUCGUGCUGAUCUCGCUGCCGGGCAACAACGGACAGAACAUGCCCAAGAGGAUCCGGGAGAUCAGCUUCACCAACAUCCAGAAACAGCUGAAGCAGAGAGGUGUGUCGCUUAGAAGGCACUUCCCGCAGGUGUACAAGAAACUGCGCGCGUACGUGGACGGUACCGUGGAUAAAUUCGCCCCUGUUACCAUCUAUCCGAGAGAUCAAGCCUCCGGGAAGAGUUUCAUAUGCAUCAUCGUUCUUGGCGUCGAGCCUGAACGUCUUCAGCUGCUUCCCACAGAUUCGUCUAGGGUUAAAACCGUUGAUAUUAGCGUCGAGCAGGAAUAGAGAAGCUAUCUUUCUCUGUUCGCUCGAGCUGGCUUUUUUUUAACGAAUUCACCAGACUCUGUAAUCAUGUUCAUGGGGAGGAGGAACGAGGGAGAUAUUGGAAGCUUGAUCGAUGAAGUAUGAUUUGUGAGUGAAACAGCUGAAGGAAACACGUGGAAUUUAUAGUAGCUAAUGAAACGAAAGUAAGAGAGAGAAAUGGAAGGAUGAUCUUUCGGGGAAAGAUGACGAUUUACCAUGGAUACAGGUGAUUUAUAUUCCACGGCAUUUCGUGUGGAGCAACGAAUAAUGUACACACAUGGAUGAAUUAGAUUCUACGUU